Sphenostylis stenocarpa is the source of this 468-nucleotide messenger RNA. Lineage: Eukaryota; Viridiplantae; Streptophyta; Magnoliopsida; Fabales; Fabaceae. The record is from the annotation of a GenBank genome assembly.
AUGGAUAAAGAAGAAAGUAUGGGUGGGGAAGAAGUUUGGGAUGGAGAAGAAGUUAAGGAGGGAGAAAUGAUCAUGGAUGGAGAAGAAGUUAAGGAAGGAGAAGAGAUUAGGGAUGAUGAGGAAGAAAGUAAGGAUGGAGAAGAAGAAGUUAUGGACAGAGAAGAUGUUAAGGAAGGAGAAGAAACUAAGGAAGGAGAAGAAGUUAGGGAUGGAGAAGAAGUUUGGGAAGGAGGAGAAGUUUGGAAUGGAGGAGAAGAAUCGAAGUAUGGAGAAGAAAUUAAGGAAGAAGAAAAUGAAGUUAAGGAAGCAGAAGAAGUUAAGGAGGAUGGAGAAGAUUGUAGGGAAGUAGAAAAGGUUAAGAAUGAAGAACAAGUUAGGGAAGGAGAAGAGGUUAAGGAUGGAGAAAUAGUUUGGGAUGGGGAAGAAGUGAAGGAAGGAGAAGAGGUUAAGGAAGAAGAAGAAGAAUAA